GAGGUAGUGGACAGCAUGCGAGGUGGAGAGACGUGCAGCGUCCUCGGCGACUGAAUCACUCCUACAUCUGCUCAUCUGUCAUCCUGUGCACUUCCGUUGAGCGGGAAGAGUCCAAAGGCGAGGAGUCGCGGUGGUGAAGCUCAGCAACAGGGCGCAGGGCGCAGUGCACGAUGCCGCUGAACACGGGGAGCUCCCGCCACUAGCCCCGGCGCCUCGCCGCUCCUGCGGAAUAAAGCGACAUGCCCGUGCUGAGAGGAGGAACAAGUGGAAGAGAAUACAAACCAUGUAGCUUCCCCGCCGCGUCCCGCACAGCUCAGAGAACCGGCGCAGAAAAGAGAUAAUAGAUAGCUAGCUAGGCUAACCGGCUUUAAUUGGCGUCGUACAUGCAAAGUUACUCGUGGCAAGAGCAAGUAGCCUGUUAGUGCAGCUGAGACAAAAGGAACCGCAUUUUUUUUCUUACAGCGGGUGCCAAAGACGACAGAAGAGUCAAGUAUGUUACGGAGAAGGCUAAAUGUUCUGUUCGGUGGGGAUGAGAAAAGAGUGGACAGCAGGACCAUUUACGUAGGACAUCGCACAUGUCCGGCCACCGAAGCCUUCAUCCCUCCUAAAUUCUGUGACAACAGGAUAGUGUCUUCCAAGUACACAAUAUGGAACUUCCUGCCAAAGAACCUGUUUGAGCAGUUCAGACGAAUCGCCAAUUUUUACUUCCUUAUUAUAUUUUUGGUGCAGGUUAUUGUGGAUACCCCAACCAGCCCUGUGACCAGUGGCUUACCACUGUUUUUUGUGAUAACAGUGACAGCUAUCAAACAGGGUUAUGAGGACUGGCUGCGGCACAAAGCAGACAACGAAGUGAAUAAGUAUCAAGUGAGUGUGCUGGAGAACGGUAACCCAGCGCGAAAGGAGAGCGAGAAGAUCAAGGUGGGUGAUAUAGUGGAGGUUGUGGAGGAUGAGACCUUUCCCUGUGACCUCAUUUUGCUGCAUUCCAGUCGAGAGGAUGAUACGUGCUUCGUCACCACAGCCAGCCUGGACGGAGAGUCCAACCAUAAAACACAUUACACUGUGCCAGAUACAGAGAAGAAUUUGCAGUCUCUCAUUGCUACCAUCGAGUGUGAGCAGCCCCAGCCUGACCUCUACAAGUUUGUGGGACGGAUGCACAUUUACAAGCCCGAUCAGGAGUCACCAGUAAGAUCUUUGGGUCCAGAGAAUCUGCUCCUGAAAGGCGCAACCUUAAAAAACACCACGAAGAUUUAUGGUGUAGCAGUGUACACAGGUAUGGAGACAAAAAUGGCUCUCAACUACCAGGGCAAGUCUCAGAAACGCUCAGCUGUAGAGAAGUCCAUCAAUGCUUUCCUGCUGGUCUAUCUGUGCAUCCUGGUCAGUAAAGCAGUGGUGUGCACCACGCUGAAGCACAUUUGGCAGAACCGAGAAGGACCUGACACAGCCUGGUACAACCCCGAAACCCAGAAGGAGAAGGAUACUUAUUUGUAUCUGAAGAUGUUUACAGACUUCCUCUCCUUCAUGGUGCUCUUCAACUUCAUCAUCCCUGUAUCCAUGUAUGUCACUGUGGAGAUGCAGAAGUUCUUGGGUUCCUUCUUUAUCACGUGGGAUAAGGAUUUCUUUGACCCAGAGAUUCAGGAGGGGGCGCUGGUUAAUACCUCUGACCUCAAUGAGGAGCUUGGGCAGGUGGAGUACAUAUUCACAGACAAGACGGGGACACUGACCCAGAACAACAUGGAGUUUAUUGAGUGCUGUAUAGAUGGCUUCCAGUAUAAGGACACAGAGUCCAGGAGUGAGGUGGAUGGGUUCUGUGUGACGGAUGGACCAAUGAAUAAACUGCAUCAGAAGGCUGAGCAUGAGAGGGAAGAGCUUUUCCUGCGGGCUCUGUGUUUGUGUCACACAGUGCAGGUGAAGGAUGAGAUCGACAAAAUAGAGAGCGACCAAAUAGAUGGGCUGGACGGAGGACACUCCCAGCAGGCUGAGCAAGGCGAGACAGGAUACAUUGCAUCCUCCCCAGAUGAGGUCGCUUUAGUUAAAGGAGCCAUGAAAUACGGGUUCACCUUCAUGGGUUUGGACAGUAAAACGAUGAAGAUAAGGAACAGGCAAAAUGAGAUAGAAGGAUAUGAGUUGCUUCAUGUGCUCAACUUUGACCCUGUGCGGCGGAGAAUGAGUGUCAUAGUCAGGACCAAGACGGGUGAGACAUUGCUUUUUUGCAAAGGGGCAGAUUCCUCUAUCUUUCCCAGAGUUAUGCCAGAUGAGGUGGACAGAAUCCGCAUGCACGUUGAGCGCAAUGCUACGGAGGGCUACAGGACCCUGUGUGUGGCCUAUAAGCAGCUGAGCCCAGAGGAGUAUGCUGCAGCAGACGCAAGUCUAAGGGAAGCUCGACUGGCUCUGCAGGAUCGUGAGGAGAAGCUCAUGGCUGUGUAUAACGAGGUGGAGACUGGCAUGAGUCUGAUUGGAGCUACAGCAGUAGAAGACAGAUUGCAGGAAGAGGCUGCCGAGACAAUGGAAGCCCUACAUGGGGCUGGGAUGAAAGUGUGGGUUCUCACUGGAGACAAGAUGGAGACGGCCAAGUCCACAUGCUAUGCUUGCCGCCUGUUCCGGAGUGGCACAGAGCUGCUGGAGCUGACUGUGCGCACGCUGGAGGAGGGAGGGAGGACUCGUGAGGAAAGACUCCAUGAGCUCCUUCUGGACUACCACAAGAGGGCAGUGCAGGACGCACCACCCAUAAAAGCUGGAAUCACCAGGAGCUGGUCCACGGCCAGUCAGGAGUACGGCUUCAUCAUAGACGGAGCCACACUGUCUUUAGUAAUGAACACCUCUCCUGAUACAAACUCCAGCCGCUAUAAGAGCCUCUUCUUGCAGAUCUGCCAGAACUGCACAGCUGUGCUCUGCUGCCGCAUGGCACCACUGCAGAAGGCACAGAUAGUGAAAAUGGUGAAGAAUUCUAAAGGCUCUCCCAUCACCCUGUCCAUUGGAGAUGGUGCCAAUGAUGUCAGCAUGAUCCUGGAGGCUCAUGUGGGCAUUGGUAUAAAGGGUAAAGAGGGGAGGCAGGCAGUCAGAAACAGUGACUAUGCCAUUCCUAAACUGAAACACCUAAAGAAGCUGCUGUUAGUUCACGGCCACCUCUACUACGUCCGCAUCGCCCAUCUAGUGCAGUACUUCUUCUACAAGAACCUCUGUUUCAUUUUACCUCAGUUCCUGUACCAGUUCUUCUGUGGUUGCUCCCAACAGCCCCUGUAUGACGCAGCCUAUCUGACGAUGUACAACAUCUGCUUUACCUCCAUGCCUAUCCUGGCAUACAGUCUGCUGGAGCAGCACAUAUCCAUUGAGGUCCUGCUACAUAAUGCUACUCUCUACAAGGAGAUAGCAAAGAACGCUAUGUUACGGUGGGGUCCCUUCCUCUACUGGACCAUAUUGGGGAUUUUCCAGGGGCUUCUCUUCUUCUUUGGUGUUAAAUAUCUGUACACAAACCCAGCACUGCAGGACAACGGCCAGGUGUUUGGAAAUUGGUCCUAUGGAACAACAGUUUUUACAGUCCUUGUUUUUACUGUCACACUAAAGCUGGCCUUGGACACACGGCACUGGACAUGGCUCAACCACUUUGUGAUCUGGGGCUCACUGGCCUUCUAUGUGUUCUUCAGCUUCUUCUGGGGAGGCAUAAUCUGGCCAUUCCUGAGACAGCAGCGGAUGUACUUUGUCUUUGCUAACAUGCUUAGUUCGGUGUCUGCCUGGCUAGUCAUCAUCCUCCUCAUCCUCGUCAGUCUUCUUCCCGAAAUCCUAUUGGCAGUCCUGCGUAAGCCCAAAGGCCCUCGCGCUCAAAAGAAGAAGCCGGCUUGCUCGAGUACGGGGGGCAGCCACUCCUCCCAAUCUUCAGCCAGGCCUCUGCUCAUGAGAACCUUUUCAGACGAGUCCAAUACUGUCAUAUGAACAGCUGUCACAGGACACCCUCCUUCAUACAGACAGGUCGCCGCUAUCACCACAUUGUCCUACAAGUUUCUGAAUGAACGCUACUGAAGGACAUGGAAAAAGCCAGGAGGGAGAGCUCCCCGAGCUAUACUGGCUGCUUGUCCUCCUGCCUGGUCAAAAACAGACAAGAAAAUGGGAGCAACCAAAAGAAAAUGAAAAUCAAACCAAAAAAGCCUUUUCAUACCAGGCCUGGAUCCAGCAGUCUGACAGCCCUCUGGCUCUUAUUUCUCUCCCGUUCAUCUUUUCCUUUUUCUAGUAUGACUUCACAUAUGCACACUGUGUCGCUGGUCCUCACAGCAUGUGCCACUUUUCGACCACGAUGUUCCAUGACUCAUCCACCACGUCUUGCUCCUGCAUGGGAGCAGCUGUCACCAGUGCCACAUUCCCCUGUCAUCCCAGCAGGAUUUUUCUUCCAGGUUUCUAGUCUAGCUCUAGUGUCAGACUUUCAAGAUUGUGGGCUUUCUCGAACAUGCUGUACUGAUGGCCCUGACCCUACCGGUUUACAAAGCUGCCUUUCAAAAACAAGCUGUGUGUCCACUUGCGUGAAGCCAGAGGUGUGCAUGUGCUUUCCUGUUGUGUGUGUGGUCAAGAGACAUACUCUAAAGUGUGCAAACUUUUCUUUAGUUCUGUUAUAAAUUUGGGUGCAGAUCAUUAUUUCUAAUGAUGCAGGGAUCACUUGAGACAUCGGAUUAUAGAUUACUAGUUGUUAAUAAGUGGAUGUGUAUUUCCAUCAAGAGUUUGCUGGAAACCAAAAAAAAAGUCUUGUGGAGUUCCUGCUCGCCAUAGCCAGUCCUGCACGUGUGAUGGCAUAUGUGUGUGUUUCCUGUGAGAGAGACUGAGGUGAACUUUAAAUCAACAGAGUGUGGAACAUGGGGCCAGUGUAUUCUCUCCGUACUGGCACGGGGUCAGGUUUCACUCGUUAUUGUUGUUUUUGCCUUCAACCUGAGCACAGCAUUUGUCUUCAGUUUCUUCUUUCUGCUCCUUCCUACUUUGCGCUUCCUCAUACAUUCCAUUUGUGUGUGCCAUAGUUUCAAUCACUUUCUCGAUUAUUACUGAUUUUCCUUUUGACUGUGUGAAUCAAUUUGACAUAUUUAUUUAAGUAGUUUUAGUCACAAAGGUUAUAUUUUUAUGACUUGUAUCUUUUUAUCAUCAAGAACAGUGCGUUUAACCUGUGUAAUCCCACAUGCUGGGUUAAUUGGAUGUUUGAGAGCAGGGAUAGCUGCUAGAUCAGCAUUUCACACAUUACUCAGUUGGUUUAAUGUUGGAAUGGUGCACGAAGUCACAUCUCAAUAUGACCUUAAAUGAAAGCUGAAUGUCUAUUUGUGUAUGUAUGUAUUUGCUAGUAGCCCAAACUGGGCAUAAAGAAUCAAUUUUGGGCAUGUUUUUUUUUUUUUUUUUUUUUUUUUUUAAUUAAAUUGGUCAUGUUUUGAAAUCAUUCAGAUCUGGAAGGCGUCGUGCCCCGUUACAGCGUAACCCGAUUUAAACCAGCUACAUGUGCAUUACUGUGAGAGCAGUGGCGUGUGUUAGACCUCUGACUGUGUCAUGAUGCCAAGCAUCUUAAGCCCAGAUUUCAGUUAGCCUAUCAGCACUUUCUAAUUCUGUCAUUAACUGCUAUUUUGAGAAAAGAAUAUACAUAAAAGCUCUAUAUUGUAUUUAUAUUUCAUUUGGUUGACAGAUUUACUUGGGAAUAUCUGGGUUACACAGCCAUUUAGCAGUGACAUUCUGAGAUAAAGUCUUAUGCACAGCGCAUACAUACACCAUGUCCACCUGUUUGUGGUGUGUGUGCGUGCGUACGCGUGUGUGUGUGUGUGUGUAUAGAGCUCAGAAUGGGGGUGGGUGAAUGGGACCUGCUUGCAAUGUUUCAAAUACCUUUAAAUUACAUCAGAGAUGCUAUUUUCACAGCUUACAACUGUUUGUUUGUCAUACUUGCCUGAAAACAAGAAAAAAAAAAUUGACUGUAUUUUUAAUGCACCCUUUUUUUCAAGCUAUUUUGUAAGAAAAUGGGGAAGAAAUGUCCAAAAAAAAGGUAUAAGACUGCCUGAGGGUGAAAAGUGGGCAGUGUCAGGAUGUGGUGCUGAUGACAGUCCAGCACAAAACAGAGACCUUCAGGCUCUGACCCACUAAGCUGAAUGUACCUCUUUAACACCAGUCUGUUCCAAAUUAAAAAAAAAAUCUUUAUAUAAUAAAACUCUUUUGAAAUCAAA
This is a messenger RNA of Pangasianodon hypophthalmus (striped catfish), 6170 nucleotides long. It is a transcript of the gene atp11c, whose product is annotated as ATPase phospholipid transporting 11C. Gene Ontology annotation, molecular function: ATP hydrolysis activity; ATP binding; ATPase-coupled intramembrane lipid carrier activity. The transcript has 31 exons. Gene Ontology annotation, biological process: phospholipid translocation. Gene Ontology annotation, cellular component: endoplasmic reticulum; plasma membrane; trans-Golgi network. The coding region runs from base 493 to 3927 and encodes 1144 amino acids. Lineage: Eukaryota; Metazoa; Chordata; Actinopteri; Siluriformes; Pangasiidae. The record is from RefSeq and is a predicted model, not a curated record.